This is a messenger RNA of Colletotrichum acutatum, 1434 nucleotides long. Its product is annotated as family 6 glycosyl hydrolase. Lineage: Eukaryota; Fungi; Ascomycota; Sordariomycetes; Glomerellales; Glomerellaceae. Gene Ontology annotation, biological process: cellulose catabolic process. Gene Ontology annotation, cellular component: extracellular region. The transcript is spliced from 6 exons. The coding region runs from base 1 to 1434 and encodes 477 amino acids. The record is from RefSeq and is a predicted model, not a curated record. Gene Ontology annotation, molecular function: cellulose binding; hydrolase activity, hydrolyzing O-glycosyl compounds.
AUGGCUGCUCGUGCUUUCCUCACUGCUGCCCUCCUGGGCACUGCUGCUCUUGCCGUUCCUAUCGAGGAGAGGCAAUCUUGCGGAGCCGUUUGGGCACAAUGCGGUGGCCAAGGUUUCACCGGCCCUACGUGCUGUGCUUCUGGAAGCACCUGCGUCGUCAACAAUGCCUACUACAGCCAGUGUUUGCCCGGCAGCGCCUCGGCCUCCAGCUCUGCUGCCGCUUCAUCGACUGUCCGCUCCAGCUCUUCAGCGGUCGUCAGCCCUUCCCGAACCUCGACAACCGCCGGGGCCGGCACCACUACUACGCGGGCCGGAACUGCCACCACUAGCGCUCCCGCGGUCACCGGCGGUGCGACCUACACGGGCAACCCCUUUGCCGGCGUCAACCUCUGGGCCAACUCAUACUAUGCCUCUGAGAUUACGACCUUGGCCAUCCCGUCCCUGAGCCCUGCUCUGCAGACGGCGGCUGCUGCCGUUGCCAAGGUCCCGACCUUCAUGUGGAUGGACACUCGCGCCAAGAUUCCCUUGGUUGACUCCACUCUGGCCGAUAUUCGCAAGGCCAACGCCGCUGGCGGCAACUACGCCGGCCAGUUUGUCGUCUACGAUCUUCCCGACCGCGACUGCGCUGCUGCUGCCUCCAACGGCGAGUACGCCAUCGCUGACGGUGGUGUUGCCAAGUAUAAGGAGUACAUUGACGCUAUCCGCACUAUGAUCCUCAAGUACUCUGACAUUCGCAUCCUCCUGGUCAUCGAGCCCGAUUCCCUGGCCAACUUGGUCACCAACCUCAACGUUGCCAAGUGCUCCGGUGCCCAGGCCGCCUACCUCGAGUGCACCAACUAUGCUGUCACUCAGCUCAACCUGCCCAAUGUCGCCAUGUACCUUGACGGCGGCCACGCGGGCUGGCUAGGAUGGGCUGCAAACUUGGGACCCGCCGCGAACAUGUACGCCAAGGUCUACAAAGAUGCCGGCAGCCCCAAGGCUCUCCGUGGAAUCGUGACCAACGUGGCCAACUACAACGCAUGGAGCGUUAGCUCCCCGCCUUCCUACACCUCAGGCAACUCCAACUACGAUGAGAAGCACUACGUCGAGGCUCUCCAGCCCCUCCUCGCUGCUCAGGGAUGGGACGCUCACUUCAUCGUUGACCAAGGCCGCUCUGGUAAGCAGCCCACUGGCCAGUUGGCUUGGGGUGACUGGUGCAAUGCCAUCGGCACCGGCUUUGGCCUUCGUCCCUCCACCAACACAGGCUCGUCACUUGUUGAUUCCUUUGUCUGGGUGAAGCCUGGUGGCGAGAGUGACGGCACUUCACUCACUACCGCCGCUCGUUACGACUACAACUGCGGCAAGGAGGACGCUCUGAAGCCCGCUCCCGAGGCUGGAACAUGGUUCCAGGCUUACUUCGAGCAGCUCCUCGUAAACGCCAACCCAGCCUUCUAA